Medicago truncatula (barrel medic) is the source of this 1350-nucleotide messenger RNA. Its product is annotated as folate transporter 1, chloroplastic. The record is from RefSeq and is a predicted model, not a curated record. The transcript is spliced from 11 exons. The coding region runs from base 199 to 1095 and encodes 298 amino acids. Gene Ontology annotation, biological process: nucleotide transport; transmembrane transport. Lineage: Eukaryota; Viridiplantae; Streptophyta; Magnoliopsida; Fabales; Fabaceae.
UCGUUAAGGUUGAGAGAGAAAGGUCCCACGUGACAAGAGAGAAGUAUAGUUAUUGAUUCUUACAUGAAAGUGGUAAGUGAUAGCGACGUGACGUGAUUAUGAAAAAAGUAGAGAUUCGCGUUCUCCAUUUUUGUUUCUCUUGUCAACUUUGAAACUCAACUGAAUCACUCUCUCCCCUCAUAGACAUUAGACAUAGUCAUGAAUGAGUUGCAAUGGGAGUACCCCGUCGCCAGCUUAACCACCGGAUUCGCCUUCAUCACUUUCCAGUAUCCCCUUGAUGUUGUCCAAACUAGGCUUCAAGUUCACGAUGGUAGACUCUUCUCUCAAUAUCCCAGAUACAACAACACUACUCACGCUAUUUUCACCAUUGCUCGUAAAGAGGGAUUGAAAGGGCUAUAUGCAGGCUUUCCUGCUGGGCUUCUUGGCGCAACUAUUUCAUGGAGUUUAUUAGUCUUUUACUAUGGAAUAGUUAAAGACAGACAUGCUAGGAGCAAAGUGGAGAAGUCAGGAGCUUUGAUGACGGUUUGCUUGUGCGCAAAUCCUGCUUUUGUAGUGAAGACAAGGUUGCAGCUUCAGACGCCUCUUCAUCAUGCACGGCCAUAUUCUGGGCUAUAUGAUGCAUUUAGAACCAUAAAGAGGGAAGAAGGAUUCAGUGCAUUUUACAGAGGAAUUGUUCCUGGUUUUUUUCUGAUCUCUCAAGCUGCUAUUCAAUUCAUAGUAUACGAGCAGCUUCGUAAAACUGUUGUCAAUUUGAAGACCAAAGGAAGUAAAAUACAACAUCAAAAACCUGAUCAAAUCUUGAAAUCUGUUGAUUAUGCUGUUCUUGGAGCAACAUCAAAAGUUGCUGCAUUACUCUCACUCCAUCCAAUUCAUGUUAUACGGACUCGUUUGCAGCAACGACCUGACAGCGAUGGAAUACCAAGAUAUAAGAACAGUUGGCAUGUUGUAAAAGAAACUGCACGGUUUGAAGGUGUCCGAGGUUUUUACAAGGGAAUCACCCCAAAUCUCUUGAAAAAUGUUCCAAUUUCUUCAAUAGCAUAUAUCGUUUAUGGAAAAGUUCUAAAGUUACUUAAAUCGGCUAGAGGGAAGGACUGAAUAUUUUAUAUUUAUAGCAUUGCAUAACCACUCAAUAAUGUGGAUACAGUUUUUGGAGAUCAGAAGCAUUCUUGCCACAAGUUCAUGUUCAAUAUCUUUCAUGUCAUAGUUGGAUACUUAUAAUUUGAUCAACGAAAUUUCUGUACUGUUUGACCUUUUGUAAUGUAGAGCUUCACCUCAUAUACCUUAUAUGGGCAAAAGAUCGUACAUCAUGUUAACCUUUAUAGGAGAAAUAUGCUAUUUCCUUUUACAGAA